AUGACUGUGCAACCACAUCAGACUGGAGAGGAAGUGGAGCGUGUGUGGCGAGAGCGACUGCAGCGCUGUCAGAGGCAGCUGAAGGCUAAAGAGGAUGAGAUGCGUCGCCAGUCCGAAUACUUUGAAAAAUUUAAAUGCCAACUCCACCACAAGCUCAGCCUUGCUAGGGACAGAGAGGAGAGCUUGCAGAAGCGCAUCUACACUUUAGAAAAGCAACUACUGGACAUGACCGUGAGCGCAGCCACUAAUAUUGCUGCACUGAAUGCAGUCCGAAUUGCACCCAGGAGCGAAACACACCGGGAGGAGCAUGGGAGGCUGCCUGGUGCUAGGGAAGAAGGUGAGGGUGAAGAGGAGAAAAAUGAAGGCAACACAAGUCAAUGGCAGCCAAACAAUGGAGGAGAGAGCAAUGGAAGACUGAAAGUGAACAAGGGAAUAGCUGAAAACAAAUGGAGCACGGACAACAAAUUGACCUCAAAUGAAGUCAGGUUGCAAGGUUUCAUCCUGACUUUGCAGGAGGAUCUCAGGGUGCUGUUGGACAGAGAAGAAAGAGGGGUGACGGAGCAUAGGAGACUGAUCGAGCAGCUCCAGGAGGCACAGGAGAACAACCUUUUCCUGUGCUGCAAGGUAGAGGAGAUGAAGGUUGAGUUACAACAGCUGAACCUGUCUGAAAGUGCCCUGAUAAAGGAGGUGGAAGAGUUAAGAGUGGAAAACACCAGGGUCCAACAUGACAUUAAGGAUUCAACUAAACAAAUAUCCGAUCAGUCAUCUGCGAUCACUGCUAAUGGUUGCUCUAGUGAGACGGAUCCAACUGUGCAUCAUCCAGAAGAAGACUCUGAAAAGGCAUCAGAUGAGCAAGAUGCAGUUCCAAUCUUCCACCACCAGGCUGCAGAAGGGAGUCCUAACUGUGCCAUCCGAGAUUUUAGCUUCACUGCCAAACAUGGACCUCAACAUUCCUCUAAAAAAGACACCCGAAUCAUCUAUCCUUUCCUCAAUCUCCAACCCCUUUCCUUGGUAUCAGAGAUAAAAGAGUGGGGUUCUACAGGGGGCCUCAAUGUGGAGGACAGUCACAGCGCAGAAUCUGAGGCCCUGAGGGAGGCGUACAGGAGCUUGGGUUUAGGUGAGGACCUCAAGGGUCUUAGAGAGCAAUGUGACCACCUUGAGGCGGCCCUUCAGCACUCAAAACAGCAGCUGCAGAUGAUGGCUCAGGAGAAUGCGCAACUGAAAUUACAGCUCAGCAACCAAGGGGAGGAGAUGCAAGAGUCUUUGUUACAUAAGUUGACCCCAACAUCAACCAUUUAUGAAGCAGAUGUUUGCCAAUUACCUCCCAUGGAAGACGACGUCACCGCACCCGAUGGCCUUCUCCACGCCCUAAAUAAUGAGAACAGAGCCUUGGCUCUCCAUCUUCAGGAAUUGCUGGCUCACAUUGAGCAUAGUGAGAAAGAAAUGACGAGCGAGCGUUCUCAGCUGAGGGAAGAUAUUUUGUGCCUGAAGGGAGACAAAGCUAAGCUGGAACAAGAGAAGACGGAGCAAGCGUGUCUUGUCACAGAACUUACUAGAAAGACUGAAGAUGAUCUCAAUACAAUUAUGGAGCUACAGCAAAAGUUAGAAGAGCAUGUGGAUUGUAAUAAACUAAAAAAUGUGGCGUGUGGAUCUCUGUUGCAAACUAAGGAUACAAUUUUGGAAUUGGAACAGUGUCAAGAGAACAACUCAGAGAAAUUCUUGGGCAGUGGGAUCGAAGGUGUAACAACAAAACAAGAACAAAUACGACUGAUUUCAACUUCGUUACCAGAAGACAAGACUACAUAUUUAAAGCCUGUUGACAGCCCACCAAGCCAUCUCGAUGUUAAGUCACUCAGUGAUCAAGCAGAACAGCUCACAAAGUCCAUCCGAAGCCUGAAAGCUGAGCAACAGCAGUUGUAUGGCUAUUUGGUUCCUCUCCAAAAGAAACAAAAGGAACUCUCUCUGUCAGUCCAAGCACAGAAGGAGGAGAAACAACACUUAACUCGGACAAUUUGGGCUCUCAAAGAUGAGAGGGAUGGGGUUUCUCGAUCUUUGGAUGGUCUUAAGCAUGAGAGGGAGCAAAUAAUCAGAGUAGUCAGUGGGCUAAAAGAUGUUCAAGUUCGCCUUUCAAAGUCUGUGAGCAGUCUGAAAGAACAGAAAGAGAAGUUCACAGAGUGUUUUCCGGCCCUUGAAAGAGAAAAAGAAAAACUGUUCGAGUCACUCUCAAGUGGAAAAGAGGAGGUCAGACAGAUUGCACUGACUGUGCAAAAGUUGGAGAAUGAGAAGGGCCAUUUAGGUCAGGCAGUCCUCAGUUUAAAACUGGAGAGAGACAAACUAACAGAUUCUCAUCCAGAGUCGACAGAUAGGAAUCAAGCAUGCGAUCAUUUACAAGCAGACUAUGACCAUCUGCUUAAGUCAUUCAACACUUUGAAGGAACAAAAAGGAAGAACUGAACAUUCAGUCAGGUCUUUGAAACAUGAGGAAUCACAGAUAAUGUCAUUACUUCAGUCACAAAGAGGAAAAAAUUGUGGUCAACAAACUGAUCCUCAAAGUCAGACCCCAGAGAACACAUCUGAUGAUUGGCUGUCAGCAAAGAUAAAAGCUACUGAAGAAAACAAUCAAAAUAUGACAGGAAACUUCACUGGAAACUCUAUACAGGAACAGAGUGAUUUGGUGAGGAAGCUAGAAGCUGUGCAAAGAGAAUUGAAUGAAUCACAAGAAGAACUGGACAGAAGACGUGCAGAAUCCAUUGCCUUACAUGGGCAGCUGAGUCACUCAGAAGCGAGGAGAGAAAAUGCUGAGAAGUUAUCAAUCCAAGCAGCUGAUGAAUUAAAGAAACUGAGAGAUUUUGCUAAUCAGGCAGAAGAAACCCUUAAGGAAAAUAGAUGUCUUACCACGCAGGUGAAACAGUUGGAGAGCAAAGUAUCCGUCCUCAUCCAGGACAAGUCUACAGCUCUAACACUCAAGUCACAAAUUGAGGACCAACGCAACCUUCUCACAGCUCAGCUCAAAGCCAAGACGGUGGCGCUAGAGGAACUGAACUCUGAAUAUAUCACUCUAAAAAAACAGCGAGACGGCAAAGAUGAGCUCAGCACUCUCAUCUCUCUCCGUGCACGUUACAACAAUAUCCGAGCCAAGAUGCCUCCCUCUUCCACCGAACAAGAGCAACGUUCUCAUCUGGAUAUAAGACCCGAGUCGUGCCCGAGUCCAUUCAACGUGUAUGACAUGAACAGGUCCUUCAAGAGUCCUGUCCCUCUGCUAUCGCUCGCCCAUGUCAGUCCUAACAGGAGAUUGAGCAGUCCUGAGAAGAUCAUCAACCUCCAAGAGCAGUUACAACACACUCUGCUAAGUGGCUGUGAAGCUGUGGUGGGCAAAGAAAGAAUUAAAUCCAGAAGAACGUCAUUCUCUGCUCCCGCAUCCCCUAAUCCGUCUUCUCACAAAAAACAGCAAGGCUUCGGUUUUAUUGCUCCACCUAAUGGCCUUUACCCACUCAGCACUCUCCCGAGCACGACCGAGCUCCCUCUUCCCAUGAUGAAGACGCCGGUUUCUCGAACGACAGUGUCCCAAACCAGCUCAGCUCCUAACUCACUGAUCAGCACUGCUGCCUCAAGCAAAACCAACUCGACCUUAAGGCAUGACUGCAAUGUACCAAUGUCCCUAAAAUCUAAAAGACAAAUUUCUUCUGAUGUGGCCACUGCUGAACAUUCCGCUUCCUCUCCUUUAAUGACCUCCAAAAGUACUGACUCGAGUGUUUUGGUGUGUUCUGAUACAAAUCUAAAAAGCACUGCCUCAGACACGACUGCCCUGACAAAAGCGACUGCCAGCAAAACUGAGGUUUUCAGCUCGGUAAUAAAACCUAAUGGUGCUGCUCCUUCUGCAUGCGACGGCUUAGAAUUCUGGACGAUCAAGUCCCAUUUUACUCAACACUCUGCUGAGGAAUCUUCAAAUAACACAAAAUUCCACAUUCCUGAAGAGGAAAUUAGAACACGAAGACCUGAACCAGAUGCUCCAGCAGAGGUGAACUGCGUGGAGGUCAUCAAACAAGUUGGUCAGAGCAGUCUCCUGAUUGGCUGGGAGAGGCCUACACUGGAUCAGCUGGGCUGCAGCAAUGGGACUUAUGUGUAUGGCUACAGGGUGUUUUUGGAUGGGGAAUUCUACAAGUCUGUGAUGAGCUCUGCUUGCACCAAGUGUGUCCUGGAAAACGUAGACCUGACUUCUCCAGUUGAAAUUGGCGUCGAGACACUGGGCUCCAACGGGCUGAGUUCAAAGUGUGUCCAGACUAUCUAUAUGUCUCCUGUUGUGACAGGCCACCUAUGA
Nerophis lumbriciformis (worm pipefish) is the source of this 4317-nucleotide messenger RNA. The record is from RefSeq and is a predicted model, not a curated record. Lineage: Eukaryota; Metazoa; Chordata; Actinopteri; Syngnathiformes; Syngnathidae.